AUGAUAAGCCGUAGCUCAGGUGCAAAUUAUAACUUGAUACAGGAAUCACGCAUCAGGCUAGGCGAUGGAGUCUGGCCGACGUUAUUCUAUUCUUUAAGCCUGGCUGCAGAAGGCACUAUUCUAGUACCGGGUUCCGAUAAAAUCACCGCUACAUUAAUGACACAUGCAGAGGCGGCGAUUUCCGACGGCGAUCUAUCCAUUGUUGUCAAGACAGGCUUCCUGGACAGUUCAAAUAAACUAUUUCAGGAGACCUAUGCCUAA
Molecule: messenger RNA, 261 nt
Organism: Protopolystoma xenopodis
Lineage: Eukaryota; Metazoa; Platyhelminthes; Monogenea; Polystomatidea; Polystomatidae
Source: the annotation of a GenBank genome assembly